Molecule: messenger RNA, 549 nt
Organism: Durusdinium trenchii
Lineage: Eukaryota; Dinophyceae; Suessiales; Symbiodiniaceae
Source: the annotation of a GenBank genome assembly
AUGGACGAUUGGGACCCCUUUGCCGAUCCAGGUGACGCGGAGCCAGCACCUGCCGCGAAGGCUCCGGCCCCAAAGCCGAUCAGCGCAGUGGUUCGCAAAGCCGAUGACAUCUUUGCUGCACUGAGGGCUGAAGCAGAAGAGGAGGAGAAGGCUCCCGCUGGAAGCGGAGCGGUGGAUGUUCAGCAGAGACUGGACACGCUUUUUGGGAUGGAUGACGAGGAGGUGGAGCUGCUGCGGCAGGAGUUCGCAGGUGUCACUGCUGACUGUGGCGGCCAACACUUCUUCCCCAUGUGGCGCCGGGCCUUGCCCCUCCUUGAGAAGACCGAGGCCCCAUGCAGCAAUUUGCUAGGGCUGAUGAUCGACGACUGCGUGGGCCUUUUGGCCGAUCCCAGCAGCUGGGCCGAAGACGUCGGGGCCACGCGUAGCUGCGUUGCCCGGCGGGGCGGGUGCCAGGCAGCAACGGGAAGCAAGCGGUGCAUGUGGCGCUGCCGGAGGGCAAAGCAAGCAAUGAGGUGGUCUUCGUCCUCGCAUGGGGAGGGGGCAGUCUGA